Lonchura striata (white-rumped munia) is the source of this 3972-nucleotide messenger RNA. The record is from RefSeq and is a predicted model, not a curated record. Lineage: Eukaryota; Metazoa; Chordata; Aves; Passeriformes; Estrildidae.
CCGGAAGCGCUCCCCGCUCCUCAGUUCCGGCGGCGGCGGCGGCGGGUACGGAGCGGCCGGAGCAGGCACUUCUGCAGAGCAGGGCUGAGUGUGAGCCAGGUCCUGGAAUCCGAGGGACUGCAGUGAAUCCUCUUUCCUUCCUUCCAUCCUUCCUCCCAGCCUGGCAGGACGGGCUCUGCAGUGAGGUGCAGAGAGCUGUGGCGCAGCCCCGAGCUCCCGCUGUUCCCUGGAGAGCCGUCGACUUAGUGGGAUAAAAAAGGCUCUGAAUCAAUCCCAGGGCCGUGCUGCUGGCUGGAAACCACCAUGACAGACUCCAAGUACUUCACCACCACCAAGAAAGGGGAGAUAUUUGAGCUGAAGGCUGAACUGAACAGUGACAAGAAGGAGAAGAAGAAGGAGGCUGUGAAGAAAGUGAUUGCAUCCAUGACUGUGGGCAAGGAUGUCAGCGCUCUCUUCCCGGACGUGGUGAACUGCAUGCAGACAGACAACCUGGAGCUGAAGAAGCUGGUCUACCUCUACCUGAUGAACUAUGCCAAGAGCCAGCCAGACAUGGCCAUCAUGGCUGUGAACACCUUCGUGAAGGACUGUGAGGACCCGAACCCGCUGAUCCGGGCUCUGGCUGUGAGGACCAUGGGCUGCAUCCGUGUGGACAAGAUCACGGAGUACCUGUGCGAGCCCCUGCGCAAGUGCCUCAAGGACGAGGACCCCUACGUGCGCAAGACGGCCGCCGUCUGCGUGGCCAAGCUGCACGACAUCAACGCCCAGCUGGUGGAGGACCAGGGCUUCCUGGACACCCUCAAGGAUCUCAUCUCAGACUCCAACCCCAUGGUGGUGGCCAACGCGGUGGCGGCGCUGUCGGAAAUAGCGGAGUCUCAUCCCAGCAGCAACCUCCUGGACCUCAACCCCCAGUCCAUCAACAAGCUGCUCACAGCCCUCAACGAGUGCACUGAGUGGGGCCAGAUCUUCAUCCUGGACUGCCUGGCAAACUACAUGCCCAAGGAUGACCGGGAAGCACAGAGCAUCUGCGAGCGGGUGACGCCGCGGCUGUCCCACGCCAACUCUGCCGUGGUGCUGUCGGCUGUCAAGGUGCUGAUGAAGUUCAUGGAGAUGCUGUCCAAGGACCUGGAUUAUUAUGGCACUCUCCUGAAGAAGCUGGCCCCACCACUGGUCACUCUGCUGUCUGCAGAGCCUGAGCUGCAGUACGUGGCCCUCCGCAACAUCAACCUCAUCGUGCAGAAGAGGCCUGAGAUCCUGAAGCACGAGAUGAAGGUGUUCUUUGUCAAGUACAACGACCCCAUCUACGUCAAACUGGAGAAACUGGACAUCAUGAUCCGCCUGGCCUCCCAGGCCAACAUAGCCCAGGUGCUGGCAGAGCUGAAGGAAUACGCCACGGAGGUGGAUGUGGAUUUUGUCAGGAAGGCGGUCAGAGCCAUCGGCCGCUGUGCCAUCAAGGUGGAGCAAUCGGCCGAGCGCUGUGUCAGCACCCUGCUGGACCUCAUCCAGACCAAGGUCAACUACGUGGUGCAGGAGGCCAUCGUGGUCAUCAAGGACAUCUUCCGCAAGUACCCCAACAAGUAUGAGAGCGUGAUCGCCACGCUCUGCGAGAACCUGGACUCCCUGGACGAGCCCGAGGCCAGGGCUGCCAUGAUCUGGAUCGUGGGGGAAUACGCCGAGCGCAUCGACAACGCCGACGAGCUGCUGGAGAGCUUCCUGGAGGGCUUCCAUGAUGAGAGCACCCAGGUCCAGCUGCAGCUGCUGACAGCCAUCGUGAAGCUAUUCCUGAAGAAGCCCACGGAGACACAGGAGUUGGUGCAGCAGGUGCUGAGCUUGGCCACACAGGACUCGGACAACCCGGACCUGCGGGACCGUGGGUACAUCUACUGGCGCCUGCUGUCCACGGACCCCGUGGCCGCCAAGGAGGUGGUGCUGGCCGAGAAGCCGCUGAUCUCGGAGGAGACGGAUCUGAUCGAGCCCACGCUGCUGGACGAGCUCAUCUGCUACAUCGGGACCCUGGCCUCGGUGUACCACAAACCCCCCAGCGCCUUCGUGGAGGGCAGCAGGGGCGUCGUGCACAAGAGUUUGCCCCCACGGACGGGCUCGAGCGAGAGUGCCGAGAGCCCGGACACAGCCCCGUCGGGGGGGCCAGCAGCAGAUCAGCCUUCUGUCAUCCCCACGCAGGGGGACCUGCUGGGGGACCUGCUCAACCUGGACCUGGGCCCCCCAGUGAGCGGGCCACCCAUGGCCACCUCCACCGUGCAGAUGGGCGCCGUGGACCUCCUCGGGGACAGCCUGAUGGGGGACGAGUCGGAAGGGCUGCGCAGCGAUGUGGGAGGCAGCCCUGCUAUGGGUGGCAGCGGUGGCAGCUUCACACCAGCUCCCAGCACCACGGCGCCCACAAACGUGGGGGCCCCCCUUGGCAGCGGCCUGGGUGACCUCUUCGACCUCACCGGUGGGGUGGGGACCCUCUCGGGAUCCUACGUGGCCCCCAAAACGGUGUGGCUCCCUGCCAUGAAAGCCAAGGGGCUGGAGAUCUCUGGCACCUUCAGCCGCCAGGUGGGCUCCAUCUCCAUGGACCUCGUGCUGACCAACAAAGCCCUGCAGGUCAUGUCUGACUUUGCCAUCCAGUUCAACCGCAACAGCUUCGGCCUGGCCCCAGCAGCUCCUCUGCAGGUGCACGCACCUCUGGCUCCCAACCAGUCCGUGGAGAUCUCCCUGCCCCUCAACACCGUGGGCUCCGUCAUGAAGAUGGAGCCCCUCAACAACCUCCAGGUGGCAGUGAAGAACAACAUUGACGUCUUCUACUUCAGCACCCUGUACCCCCUGCACAUCCUGUUCGUGGAGGACGGCAAGAUGGAGAGGCAGAUGUUCCUGGCCACCUGGAAGGACAUGCCCAACGAGAACGAGACCCAGUUCCAGAUCAAAGACUGUUCCCUCAACGCAGAUGCCGUGAGCAGCAAACUCCAAGGCAGCAACAUCUUCACCAUUGCCAAGAGGAACGUGGAGGGGCAGGACAUGCUCUACCAGUCCCUGAAGCUCACCAACGGCAUCUGGGUGCUGGCAGAGCUCCGGAUCCAGCCCAGCAACCCCAGCUUCACGGAUUUGGAGUUAUCCCUGAAAUGCCGAGCACCAGAGGUGUCCCAGUACAUCUACCAAGCCUACGAGACCAUCUUGAAGAACUGAGGUGCUGCUGCAGCCCCUCCUCCUCUUCCUCCUCCUCCUCCUCCCCUCCCUUUCCCGCCCGAGGGAGCAGGGCCGGAUCCGUGUGCAUGUCCCCUUUCCUUCCUGUCCCGGGGGGCUGGGGGGAGCAGAGGGGGCAGGGGGCUGUCCCCAGUCCCUGCAGCAAUCCCUGCAGUCUGUGAGUGAUGCUGUGUCCUCCUCCUCGCUGCUGCUGCUCCCUCCAGAUCCCAGUUCCACCCUGUGGCUCCCCAAAACCCCAGCUCCUGGUUCUCAUGGCGUGCUGUCUGGUGGUGGGUUCAGCAUUCCAAACCCUGGGAAUAGUGGCUGGGGGGGCCCAGAGUGCCGUGGGAUUCGGUGGCUGUGGCUGCAGAGCCCCCUGGAGCCCUGGGAUUUGGGGCUGGGGCAGGUGGGAGACAGCUUUGGCUCUCCCUGGUUUGGUGCCCUGCUUCAGCAGAGCUGUGGGGGAGCCCUUCACAGAGCAUCUCCUUCCCACGGGAGCCCUUCCCAAAGCUCCCAGAAGGGCUCGAGGAUCCCAAAUUUGAGGCUGUCCUUAAGGUGCAGCUUAAAAAGGGCUUUUCCAGCCCCCUCCAGCCCCUGCCAGGGGGCCAGGAGGGCUCUGAGCAUCCCCUCUCCCCCAGCCCAGCCCCACGGCUCCCUCUGCUCCCCCCCAGCACCCUUGGGUGCUCCCCUGGGGGUCCCACUGCUCCUUUUCCCCCCAAAUCAAGCCAUGGGUCCCCCCCUCCCUCGAAGCAGGAAAUCUCUAAUAUAUGAAAGAUAAAUAUAUUGUAAUGUUCA